AUGAUCCUAAAUUACAAAGCGAAGUUAAGGGAUCAGGCUUGUGCUAAUGGCGACGAAAAUUUGAAGCUGCCUCCCUCCACCAACGAUUUCGCCGUCUCCAUCUCCGCCGAUUGCGCCGCCUCCUCUAUCUCCGCCGGUAGCGCCACCUUCCUCGUCAAAACACCUUUCUUGAAGCCCAACUACAGGAUUGCUUCAAAGAUUGAUUGGUCUUUUGUUCUACAUGAUGUAACAUGGAUAUGGCUUAUCAAUUGUAGUUGUUCAGUAUGGUUGGAACCUGACAUUCAUCCAAUUUGUGUUGCAGAAGGCUAUAGGAUUGCUUCAAAGAUUGAUGUUGAUCAUAUGCAACGAAUCUCACACAUGAAGAAAUCCAAGAUAGGAAAGGCAUCAAAACGGAAGGAUAGGUUCAGUUAAUUUUAGAAAGAACAAAUUGGAAUAGUUUUUGUGUUAGUGUUUGAAAAUAUUUAUGUUUGGAUUUUAUUUGAAUUUUAGUAUUAUUUGGUGGAUUUGAAAAUAUUUUUGUUUGAUUUGGAUUAUGUAUUGUGUUUAUAUAUAUAUUUUAUAAUCAUUCAAAGA
This is a messenger RNA of Lactuca virosa, 573 nucleotides long. The record is from the annotation of a GenBank genome assembly. Lineage: Eukaryota; Viridiplantae; Streptophyta; Magnoliopsida; Asterales; Asteraceae.